Cetraspora pellucida is the source of this 579-nucleotide messenger RNA. Lineage: Eukaryota; Fungi; Glomeromycota; Glomeromycetes; Diversisporales; Gigasporaceae. The record is from the annotation of a GenBank genome assembly.
AUGAAUGUUGAAGAGGAUGUUGAGAUGAAUAUUAAGAGAGAUGUUGAGGUAAAUGUUGAGGAGGAUGUUGAGGUGAAUGUUGAGGUGAAUGCUGAGAUGAAUGUUGAGGUGAAUGUUGUUAUAAAUGCUGAGAAGGAUGUUGAGGUGAAUGUUGUUAUAAAUGUUAAGAAGGAUGUUGAGGUGAAUGUUGAGAAGAAAGCUAAGAAAGAGAUUGUGCAAGAUUUAGAAGAGGAUAGUGAGCUUGAUAUAGAGGAGGAUGAUGAGGAUGAAAACAAUAAAGAUAAAAAGACAUGUGAAUGCUUACUUACUGUAACUUCUAUAUGCAAGAUAAAAGAAAAAAAGACAAGAAUGAUAAAAGGGUUACUAAAAACAACUUAUUAUCGUAAGUUUGAUGCCUUUAGCAUUCUUACCAAUGUGGCUAAAGGAACUCAUAAGAUUACAAGUUUUUUUAAAGCUGCAAAUACAUCUUUAAUGAAUGAAGUAUUACCUAUUACAGCAUAUGAAGGAAUCAACCAACUUCAUGAAUAUUUGGUAAAAAAUGAAUGUUUAAUUGCAGCCUCUGAAUAUAAUAAAUGUUAG